This is a messenger RNA of Alternaria atra, 1389 nucleotides long. RefSeq lists its product as uncharacterized. The record is from RefSeq and is a predicted model, not a curated record. Gene Ontology annotation, molecular function: peptidase activity. The transcript is spliced from 3 exons. NCBI's taxonomy places the organism in Eukaryota, Fungi, Ascomycota, Dothideomycetes, Pleosporales, Pleosporaceae. Gene Ontology annotation, biological process: proteolysis. Bases 1 to 1389 code for a protein of 462 amino acids.
AUGAUACAAGCAGCAAAGAUCCUCGGACAGAGGAGUCACCUAGUACCUGGCAAGUUGAGAAUAACGGAGCACUUCUUCGAAGUACCCCGUGAUUAUUCCAAUCCUUCUGCAGGAACAAUCCAACUCUUCGCUCGCUCCGCUCUGAAAGCCGAGAAGCCCGCAGACUACACUUCCAAGUCGCAUCUUGAAUCCACCAAGACCCAACUCCCAUGGCUCGUAUAUCUACAAGGCGGCCCAGGCUUCGAGUGCCGCAGCCCCGAAAAGGUAUCCUGGACUCAGACGAUUCUCGAUAAAGGUUACCAAGUGCUCAUGUUAGACCAACGUGGAACUGGUCUUUCAACAGCAAUAAGCCAGUCGAGCCUACAGUUGAGGGGUGACGAGAAGGUGCAGGCAGAUUAUAUGAAGAGCUUUAGAGCUGAUAGUAUUGUCAAAGACUGCGAGGCUGUAAGAAAAGCAUUGACGGAGGACUAUCCCGAAGAAAAGAAGAAAUGGAGCAUCAUGGGACAGAGUUUUGGAGGAUUCUGUUGCUUAAGUUACUUGUCCUUCUAUCCUGAAGGAGUCAAAGAAGCGUUUCUCUUCGGCGGCUUGCCACCACUAAGAGAUGGUCCAGAUGAAGUUUAUGAGCGCCUUUACGCACGUGUCAAGAGCAGGAACGAAGGAUACUACGCAAAAUACCCUGAAGACAUCGAUCGCGUCAAACGCAUCGUCAAACUCCUCUCUCGCUUCGGCGAUACCACCGUACGCGUCCAAGGCGGCGAAGGCUACCUUUCUGCACGUCGCUUCCUGCAACUUGGAAUCUACUUCGGUAAACAUGGAGGCUUCGAUGACGUCCACGAAUUUGUUCUCCGUGCCGACACUGAUCUGAUUCAGUUCGGACAUCUGACACGACCCACCGUUCUCGCACUAGAGGCAGCACAAAGCUGGGACACGAACGUCAUCUAUGCACUUCUUCAUGAGCCGAUCUACUGUCAAGGCGAGGCCUCGAAUUGGUCUGCAGAGCGUCUCCUUCCUAAACACCCUGAGUUCUCCCUCUCCCGAGUGGACAGCGACGAACCAGUCUAUUUCACGGGCGAGAUGAUCUAUCCUUUCAUGUUCGACGUUUACCCAGAGCUCGCCAAGCUCAAGACUGUUGGCAAGCUUUUGGCGGAAGAGAAAGACUGGCCGCGACUGUACGACAAAGAGCAAUUGAGGAAGAAUGAUGUACCGACGUAUGCUGCGGUGUACAUUGAUGAUAUGUACGUUGACCUUGAUCUAAGUAUGGAGACGGCAAAUACUAUCAAGGGAUGCAAGACCUUCGUCACGAACACAAUGUACCACAACGGGAUCGGAGCCAAGACGGAUGAGGUGCUGAAGCAGAUUUUCUCUCUGAGAGAUGAUGUUAUGGAUUAG